GUGCGUACAGCGCUGCCCGCACCUGUUCCCUCCUUCACCUCCUCCUCCUCGUCGCCCACCUAGCUGCCGCUCGGCCGUCCCCGCCGCCUUUGGCAGCGGUAGCAGCAGCCGCAGCGCACAGCAACAUGUUGCCCAGGGAAUCCUCGUCCAUGCCGCCGCCUCCCAACCCCGCUGCCUACUUCCCGCCCCCCCGAGUUACUUUGCCCUCCGGCCUGGAGAUCCUGCGCACCUACUCGGGAGCCGUCAUCUUCCUGGAAAUCCUGUUUGGAACUCUGGUCUGGAUUUUGGUGGCUGCUACACGAAUUCCCCUGCCGCUGCUGCAGGGAUGGGUAAUGUUUGUAGCGGUGACUUCGUGGUUCCUGUCCAUUGUGUUCCUGUGUGUGUUCCUCUUUGGUUAUGCAAAUAGGAUUGCUGUCAACUGGAACCAGACGGACUUUCUUUUCCAUGGGACUACUUUUGUCUGUUACUUUGGAGCUUUCCUGCUGCAAGCAGCAACCACAUCUCUGCAUCACUUUCCUCGCAAAUUCAAUUCUACUGCUCAAGAGAAGAUUCUGUCUGACCAUGAAUAUAACAUCAGCAUAGCAGCCUCGAUUUUUGCCUUUGCAACAGCUAUUUGUUAUGGCUGCAGCACAGCCCUGGCCUUGAGGAGAUGGAGGCUAUAGCAGUUGAAGAGAGGUUAAUGGCUGAGUGUUCCACUUCAGAUCCAAUUAAGUGCUACUUGUCUGUUUUACUGUAAUCUAAUUCCAAAAGAGACUUUGCUUAAAAUCUGUUUGAAAAGUGCUGAAUUGCAAAUAACCCCUGACCAGGAUCUCCUUAACAGAAGUUUCCAUCUCUUUGUUUCCUGAUUUUUUUUUUUACCUUACUGUGUACUCAUUGGAAGGAUGCUCCACAGGGCACAGGGAUGAACAGCUGUGUCAUUAGCAGAUCACAGAAUUCUUUGUGUUAAAUCAGAAGAGGAAGGAAAUGGAAGCUCAACCAACAUGUUAAGAGCAUAGGCAGCUAAAAAGCACCCAUCUUGUCAAGUCGUUGA
Molecule: messenger RNA, 1030 nt
Organism: Dryobates pubescens (Downy woodpecker)
Lineage: Eukaryota; Metazoa; Chordata; Aves; Piciformes; Picidae
Gene: MAL2
Product: mal, T cell differentiation protein 2
Exons: 4
Coding region: 126-662 (178 amino acids)
Biological process (GO): myelination
Cellular component (GO): membrane
Molecular function (GO): structural constituent of myelin sheath
Source: RefSeq, a predicted model, not a curated record